AUUUGUAACCAAACCAAACUUAAAAUGCCGACGCCAUAGUUUGCCGUUGCAGGUCUUGUUGCUGUAGUUCUAUACGGAAUUGUUAAAUAUAAAGAGUUACGACUUGAUAAAAAGACUUUUUAUGUGUGAGAGAGAAAAUGACGAUCGAUUCUCCGAAGUAAGGUUUUUUUCAAAUCCAAGAUUGAAUCCCACAAAGUGACGUGUUCAAAAAUAUAAAGUAAACCAAAAAUGGCGGAAAAAUUCUGCUUGAAAUGGAACGAUUUCGAGCGAAACAUUAGUUCGGCGUUCCGGGACAUUAGAGAAGAAAAGGAAUUCUUCGAUAUCACGAUAGCGUGUGAAGACGAGCAAAUGCAAGCUCAUAAAGUUAUAUUAAGCGCUUGUUCGCCUUUUUUUCGCAGUGUAUUGAAAAGAAAUCCCCAUCAGCACCCUCUAGUCUUCCUCAAAGGAGUUUCUCUAAAAGAUCUACGAGCAGUUUUAAACUUUAUGUACCAUGGGGAGGUAAAUGUGGCACAAGAAGAUCUCAAUUCAUUUCUCCAGGUCGCUGAAGAUCUGAGAGUCAAAGGCUUAACUCAAAAUAAUUCAUCCAGUUCAAAUUCACAACCAAAAUCUAAAUCAGAAUCUAGAAGCGAAUCCAGACCUAGACGGCGGAGUAGUGGGGAACCUAACUCCGCCCCCAAACGUUUCCGCCCCGACCCUCCUGCAGUAGUGGCGGAUACUGAAGACGAUAUCCAGGAGGUUGAAGAGGUUGUACCUGUCAAGGCGGAGCCCAUUGCUCCGCCCAUUGUAUCCGUAGCGGAUCCAGGGACGAUGGCAAUGUAUGAGGAUGAAACGAGCGGUGGAACAAUGAUGCUUGACGAGAAUAAUUUCGACGAGUACGGACAGGACUAUGACCAGGACGAGUAUACCGAGCAGAACUUUAUGGUGGCAGGACAGGACGGAUCUUCAGAUAAGUACCAGUCUUGUGGUGUAUGCAAUAAACUGAUACACAAGCAUAGUUUGGCGCGACACAUGAAAAGUAUUCAUUCUGGUGACCAGACUGUCCAGUGCGAGUAUUGUGAUGCAAUAUUAAAAAAUCUUGACACUUUACAGGGACACCAUAGGAAACAGCAUGGAAUAUAUAAAUCCAAAAAUUCUUAAAGAGACUGUUACCAAUAUCUGACUAAGUGGGCCUUCAUUAACUGAAUGUCCUUUUUCUCUUAAAGGGACGACGUGGUUGAUUUCUCGAGGGCGCGCACUGUAUAACAGCACAGUAAAGUUUACUGUUCGGUCUGGUUUCUUAUACAGACGUGUACAGUGUACACUGUAGUUAAAAAGUAAACCAUAUCCAUGAACACAAAAGCUAUUAAUCUACUUGUGGAUUUCUAAGGAACAGAAAAACUAAGAUAUAAACACCAAAAUUUAUUGAGAAUGUAAUUGAUGGCCAAACACGUUUAAACCCGUUUCAAAAGUCAAUUAUUUUAUUUAUUUAAUGCCAAUGACGUCAAAACUAUGUAAUGAAGUUUUAUCAGUUAUAAAUGUGUUAAAUUAUUUUGUAAUAAGUAGUUAAUUUCAAGUUAUUUAAUAAAAAGAUUUUUGCGUUUUUU
Messenger RNA from Eurytemora carolleeae, 1583 nucleotides. Its product is annotated as protein tramtrack, beta isoform. NCBI's taxonomy places the organism in Eukaryota, Metazoa, Arthropoda, Copepoda, Calanoida, Temoridae. The record is from RefSeq and is a predicted model, not a curated record. Gene Ontology annotation, cellular component: nucleus. Gene Ontology annotation, biological process: regulation of transcription by RNA polymerase II. Gene Ontology annotation, molecular function: protein binding. Bases 229 to 1137 code for a protein of 302 amino acids. The transcript has 4 exons.